AUGUCAGAUAAAACACGGUCUCAGCUCAUUGCGCUGACGGUGGGACUGGUGAAACGGUACACCCUCAUCAACCCCGUCGAUGCCACCACCAAACGGUUUGGUUUCCGGUGUCCCGUGUGUGAUCUCACCUACCAAGAUAAUCUCAAGUUACUCGACCAUUUCAACAGCUACCAGCAUAAAGCCAAAGCUGGCAUUACCACUGCUGCUUCCACUGAAGGGGAAGUCGAGCCAGGGGUACCACGAGCAUCGUUUGCCACUGUGGUGGAGACGAUGGAGCAAUUGAUCGCCGAACGGGUCAAUUCUCGUGACCCUAAAUACGAGGAACGAGAACGCCAACGGCGUCAAGUGAUUAACGAGCAAAGAAAGCAACGGCGGAAGUUAAAGCGAACGCACGGAGACACGGAAGCGAGCGCCGAAGUGGAAGCGGCGCUUGGGUUUGGCUCGUUCGGUAAACGCCGAAAAUGA
Diutina rugosa is the source of this 465-nucleotide messenger RNA. Its product is annotated as U4/U6-U5 snRNP complex subunit. Gene Ontology annotation, biological process: mRNA splicing, via spliceosome. The coding region runs from base 1 to 465 and encodes 154 amino acids. The transcript has a single exon. The record is from RefSeq and is a predicted model, not a curated record. Lineage: Eukaryota; Fungi; Ascomycota; Pichiomycetes; Serinales; Debaryomycetaceae. Gene Ontology annotation, cellular component: spliceosomal complex; U4/U6 x U5 tri-snRNP complex.